AUGGCGGAUCCUAGCACCUACGAUUUCCUCAAGCUCAGUGCUAAUCCGUCAAACAAACUAAAUCCUCCGCCAAAUUCGUGCUCCAGCUCACGAUUGUUCUCCUGCCUCUACUGCAACCGCAAAUUCUGCACUUCUCAGGCCCUAGGCGGUCAUCAGAACGCGCACAAGCGCGAGAGAGCCGCCACUCGGAGAAAUCUCGCCACCGGAGAUGCGAUCUCGCGCCUCCACAGCCACCAGCCCGGCGCCGCCGACCUCAGCUCGCCACCGUACGGUCACUGGCUGGACGACGGGUCGAGCAGCGUCGCGCUCUUCGGCGGCGCUAGAUCGGUUUCCGAUCGGCUCUCGCUAGGUGAUUCCGGCGAAAACGUAAACCUCGAUCUCACGCUUCGCUUGUGA
Molecule: messenger RNA, 396 nt
Organism: Salvia splendens (bonfire salvia)
Lineage: Eukaryota; Viridiplantae; Streptophyta; Magnoliopsida; Lamiales; Lamiaceae
Product: protein LATE FLOWERING
Exons: 1
Coding region: 1-396 (131 amino acids)
Biological process (GO): negative regulation of abscisic acid-activated signaling pathway
Source: RefSeq, a predicted model, not a curated record